CCUCUUCCUCAUCUAAGCUGCCGGGUUCAAGUCACAUCCUUAAAACUCAUUUAGCAACAGAAGCAAACGCUAACUUAUUGUUCUAUACUUGUACCGAAAAUGGGAGAUCCUGUGUCUGAAUACACGUCCCGACUUCAACAGCAGGUCAGAUCUGAUACUUUACGAAUAUCUCUUGAUUUGCAAGAAUGCACUGAAAUUAAGCAAGUGUAGCUCCGCUAACGUUACGGCUAACAUGGACAUGUGGGCUCGUUGCUGACGUAAUGUGUGGCAAGGCAGCUAGCUAGCUAACUUGCUUGUAAAUAUUGCAGCAGCUUACUAGCUGCCUUGAAAUGUGCUAUUACAUUUACGUCAUUUAGCAGACGCUCUUGAGUUAAGUCUAAGUGUUAUCUUAGCCAGUCAGUCAGUGUUUGUGUGUGGGAAAAGACAGAUGCAGUGGUGGAAAAAGUACCCAAUUACCAUACUUGAGUAGAAGUAAAACAAAUACCUUAAUAGAAAAUGACUCAAGUAAAAGUGGAAGUCACCCAGUAAAAUACUAGCUACUUGAGUAAAAGUCUAAAAGUAUUUGGUUUUAAAUAUACUUAAGUAUCAAAAGUAAAUGUAAUUGCUAAAAUAUACUUAAGUAUCGAAAGUAAAAGUAUAAAUCAUUUCAAAUUCCUUAUAUUAAGCAAGCCAGACAGCACCAUUUUCUUGUUUUAACAAUUUACGGAUAGGCAGGGGCACACUCCAACACAAAGACAUUAUUUGCAAACGAAGCAUGUGUGUUUAGUGAGUCUGCCAGAUCAGAGGUAGUAGGGAUGACCAACGGUGUUCUUGAUAAGUGCGUGAAUUGGACAAUUUUUCUGCCCUGCUAAGCAUUCAAAAUGAAAGGAGUACUUUUGUGUGUCAGGGAAAAUGUAUGGAGUAAAAAGUACAUUAUUUUCUUUAGGAAUGUAAUAAAGUAAAAGUUGUCAAAUAUAUAAAUAGUAAAGUACAGAUACCCAAAAAACUACUUAAGUAGUAGGCUGUCUUGUAGCUCAGUUGGUAGAGCAUGGCGCUUGCAACGUCAGGGUUGUGGGUUCGUUUCCCACGGGGGGACAGUAUGAAAAAUGUAUGCACUCACUAACUGUAAGUCGCUCUGGAUAAGCGCGUCUGCUAAAAUGUAGUUAAGUAUUUUUACAUAAGUAUUUUACACCACUGGACAGGUGACCGGUAAGUCAGCUGUCACUAAUGCCGCGUUCAAAACAACUGCCAACUCGAAAAAAGAUCCGAUUGGGAAAAAUGUAUUGAACCGUCAUCCAACUCGGAAUUGAAAGUCGGGAACUCGGGCAUCUUUCUAGAGCUCUGACUUUCGACCUGAAGAUCACUGACGUCAUGAUUUGACCUAGUGUUUUUUUUUCUUCUCCGAGUUCCCAGUUGUCUUGAAAACACCUUCAUUGAUGUUGAUGAUGAAGGAAGAUGCAGUGUGCGGCCCUUCCCAUCUAGACAUUUAGCUAGCUAUCAUUCAUCAUAUAUCGACAUUAUACUGUAGUAGACAAUUAUUUGCUAGCAAACUUAGCUAUCUGAAGGUUUCAGUUUUGUUCUGAUGGGUGUGACAUCUGAUUUCCUCAAUCUGUGCUGAUAUCAGUAGCUAAAGCUUAGUUUAUGAGUCAAAGUCCUGAAUAUUGUCAUACAUUGUACCUCAACCAACAUUUUCUUGACAGUGAACCCUUUCUCCGUUUAGGAGCUGGAGAUCCAUUCCCUCACUGCAGAGAUCGAGAGCCUGAAGAACCCACAGAACCUGGGCUUGUCCUCACACCUGGAUGGGCUGAAAGAGGAGAACGUGAAGCUCAAAUACCGCCUCAAUGUCCUCAAAAGGGUGAGUGAUCACUUGUAGGAACUUCCACAAGCCACUCUGGCUACAUUAAUGUAAUGAGAUUGAGCUAUCUUUCUUGUUAAUUCACAUACAAAUCAAAUCAAAUGUUAUUUGCCACAUGCGCAGAAUACAACAGGUGUAGACAUUACAGUGAAAUGCUUACUUACAAGCCCUUAACCAACAAUGCAGUUUUUUAAAAGAAAAAUGUAAAAUAAAGUGUUAAUUAAGAAAAAAUAAAAGCAAAUAGCUAAAGAGCAGCAGUAAAAUAAAAAGCAGUAGGGAGCUAAUAUACAGUGGGGUACCGGUACAGAGUCAAUGUGUGGGGGCACCGGCUAGUCGAGGUAAUUGAGGUCAUAUGUACAUGUGGGUAGAGUUAAAGUGACUAUGCAUAAAUAGCAAACAGAGUAGCAGCAGUGUAAAAGAGGGAGGGAGGGAGGGAGGGAGGGGGGGGGGGGGGGGGGGGGGGGGGGGGGGGGAGUGCAAAUAGUCCGGGUAGCCAUGAUUAGCUGUUCAGGAGUCUUAUGGCUUGGGGGUAGAAGCUGUUGAGAAGCCUUUUGGACCUAGACUUGGAGCUCCGGUACCGCUUGCCGUGCGGUAGCAGAGAGAACAGUCUAUGACUAGGGUGGCUUGAGUCUUUGAUCAUUUUUAGGGCAUUCCUCUGACACCGCCUGGUAUAGAGGUCCUGGAUGGCAGGAAGCUUGACCCCAGUGAUGUACUGGGCUGUACGCACUACCCUCUGUAGUGCCUUGUGGUCGGAGGCCGAGCAGUUGCCAUACCAGGCGGUGAUGCAACCAGUCAGGAUGCUCUCGAUGGUGCAGCUGUAGAACUUUUUGAGGAUCUGAGGACCCAUGCCAAAUCUUUUCAGUCUCCUGAGGGGGAAUAGGUUUUGUCGUGCCCUCUUCAUGACUGUCUUGGUGUGUUUGGACCAUGAUAGUUUGUUGGUGAUGUGGACACCAAGGAACUUGAAGCUCUCAACCUGUUCCACUACAGCCCCGUCGAUGAGAAUGGGGGCGUGCUCAGUCCUCUUUUUUUCCUGUAGUCCACAAUCAUCUCCUUUGUCUUGAUCACGUUGAGGGAGAGGUUGUUAUCCUGGCACCACACAGCCAGGUCUCUGACCUCCUCCCUAUAGGCUGUCUCAUCGUUGUCGGUGAUCAGUCCUACCACUGUUGUGUCGUCGGCAAACUUAAUUAUGGUGUUGGAGUCGUGCCUGGCCAUGCAGUCAUGGGUGAACAGGGAGUACAGGAGGGGACUGAGCACGCACCCCUGAGGGGCCCCCGUGUUGAGGAUCAGCGUGGCAGACGUGUUGUUACCUACCCUUACCACCUGGGGGCAGCCCGUCAGGAUGUCCAGGAUCCAGUUGCAGAGGGAGGUGUUUAGUCCCAGGAUCCUUAGCUUAGUGAUGAGCUUUGAGGGCACUAUGGUGUUCAAAGCUGAGCUGUAGUCAAUGAAUAGCAUUCUCACGUAGGUGUUCCUCUUGUCCAGGUGGGAAAGGGCAGUGUGGAGUGCAAUAGAGAUUGCAUCAUCUGUGGAUCUGUUGGGGCGGUAUGCAAAUUGGAGUGGGUCUAGGGUUUCUGGGAUAAUGGUGUUGAUGUGAGCCAUGACCAGCCUUUCAAAGCACUUCAUGGCUACAGACGUGAGUGCUACGGGUCGGUAGUCAUUUAGGCAGGUUAUCUUAGUGUCCUUGGGCACAGGGACUAUGGUGGUCUGCUUGAAACAUGUUGGUAUUACAGACUCAGUCAGGGACAUGUUGAAAAUGUCAGUGAAGACACUUGCCAGUUGGUCAGCACAUGCUCGGAGUACACGUCCCGGUAAUCCGUCUGUCCCUACGGCCUUGUGAAUGUUGACCUGCUUAAAAGUCUUACUCACAUCGGCUACGGAUAGCGUGAUCACAUAGUCAUCCGGAACAGUUGAUGCUCUCAUGCAUGCUUCAGUGUUGCUUGCCUCGAAGCGAGCAUAGAAGUGAUUUAGCUCAUCUGGUAGGCUUGUGUCUUGUGUCACUGGGCAGUUCACGGCUGUGCUUCCCUUUGUAGUCUGUAAUAGUUUUCAAGCCCUGCCACAUCCGACGAGCGUCAGAGCCAGAAUAGUACGAUUCAAUCUUAGUCUUAGUAUUGACUCUUUGCCUGUUUGAUGGUUCGUCGGAGGGAAUAGUGGGAUUUCUUAUAAGCUUCCGGGUUAGAGUCCCGCUCCUUGAAAGCGGCAGCUCUACCUUUAGCUCAGUGCCGAUGUUGCCUGUAAUCCAUGGCUUCUGGUUGGGGUAUGUACGAACAGUCACUGUGGGGACAACGUCAUCGAUGCACUUAUUGAUGAAGCCAGUGACUGAUGUGGUGUACUCCUCAAUGCUAUCUGAAGAAUCCCGGAACAUAUUCCAGUCUGUGCUAGCAAAACAGUCCUGUAGCUUAGCAUCUGCGUCAUCUGACAACUUUUUUUAUUAACCGAGUCACUGGUACUUCCUGCUUUAGUUUUUGCUUAUAAGCAGGAAUUAGGAGGAUAGAGUUAUGGUCAGAUUUGCCAAAUGGAGGGCGAGGGAGAGCUUUGUAUGCGUCUCUGUGUGUGGAGUAAAGGUGGAGUUUUUUUUUCUCCUCUGGUUGCACAUUUAACAUGCUGGUAGAAAUUAGGCAGAACGGAUUUAAGUUUCCCUGCAUUAAAGUCCCCGGCCACUAGGAGCGCUGCAUCUGGAUGAGCGUUUUCCUGUCUGCUUAUGGCCUUAUACAGCUCAUUGAGUGCAAUCUUAGUGCCAGCAUCGGUUUGUGGGGGUAGGUAGACAGCUACGAAAAAUAUAGAUGAAAACUCCCUUGGUAAAUAGUGUGGACUACAGCUUAUCAUGAGAUACUCUACCUCAGGCGAGCAAAAACUCGAGACUUCCUUAGUAUUCGAUUUUAUGCACCAGCUGUUGUUUACAAAUAUACACAGACCGCCACCCCUUGUCUUACCGGAGUCAGCUGUUCUAUCCUGCCGAUGUAGCGUAUAGCCCGCUAGCUGUAUGUUAUCCAUUUCGUCGUUCAGCCACGACUCGGUGAAACAUAAGAUAUUACAGUUUUUAAUGUCCCAUUGGUAGGAUAACCUUAGUCUUAGGUCAUCCAAUUUGUUCUCAAAUGAUUGAACAUUGGCUAAUAGGAUUGAUGGAAGAGGCAGUUUUACUCGCUCGCUGUCGAAACCUUACAAGGCACCCCGGCCUACGUCCACGAUAUCUGUCUCUUUCUCAUGCGAAUGACUGGGAUUUGGGCCUUGUCGGGUGUCUGUAGAAUAUCCUUCGCGUCCGACUCGUUGAAGAAAAAAUCUUCGUCCAAUACGAGGUGAGUAAUCGCUGUCCUGAUAUCCAGAAGCUCUUUUUGGUCAUAAGAGAUGGUGGCAGAAACAUUAUGUACAGAAUAAAUUACAAAUAACGCGAAAAAACACACAUAAUAGUACAAUUGGUUAGAGGGCUGUAAAACGGCAGCCAUCUUCUCCGGCGCCAUCAGACAAUCAAAGGAGCUGACUAAAUGCUUAGUUUCACCUGUUAUGUCCUCUUUCAUUAGUGGUCAGAAGAGACAGAGAGGCUGAGUUGCUCUGUAAGUUCUACUGAAGGGCUGUCUCUCUCCCCCAAAUAUUCUGUAGGAGGAGAGGAGAGAUGCUGGGUUGCUAUCUAUAGGUUGUCCUCUAUACAUUGUAUUGAAGUGCUCUGUCUAUUUUCCCUAUCUUAGAGUCUGCAAGAGGAGAGAAGCCAGUGCAGUAAGACCAUGAUGAACAUCAACCAGCGUCUGCAGGAGAUCUUUGGGGAGGCCAUCCGGGAGGCCUGCCCCGACCUGGAGAACCCUCCCCUGACCGUCACCCCCAACCAGCAGGCAAAGUUUGGGGACUACCAGUGUAACAGCGCUAUGGCCAUGGCCCAGGUGGGACUAGAACACUGAUGGAUCUUAUUCUCUGACUCUUCUUCUCUCUGAAUCUCUUUCUCUUUUUCACUUACUCUUCUUUUCUUCUUUUGUUACCUGUUUUCAUAUGUGUUUGUGUUGCGUCUCUGUUCCUCCGAUCUCUCUCCCACUGUAACUCUUUCUUUCAGUCUGUAUCUAUUGCUCUUUCUGAGAUUGUUUUGCGUAUAGCCUAAAUAUCAACAGCACAACUUUCAUUUGAGCUGUUAGGGGGUGAAUGAAAUGGGAGUGUAAUUGUUUUGGACUUGUUGUGUUUCAGAUGAUGAAAUCAAAGGGCCUGAAAGUUAACCCUAGGGAGAUCGCUGAGAAGAUUCUGCAGAACAUUCCUGACAAUGAGCUCAUUGAGAAGACAGAAAUUGCUGGACCAGGUUUUUGCCCUCAUACAAUAUUUAAGCUAGAGUCCUUCGUUGAAACAAAAACAAAGCUGAGGGAUGGGCCUGGAGAAAUGUGACCACUAAUUCAUAGACUGAGCUAUAGAUGCAAGGACUGACAUUGGAGCAAAGCAAGCUUAUUUUGGGUUCUGAUGGGGUAUGACAGUUUGAGCUCAUGAGGCAUUUAUAUUCUUCAAUAAUCAAUGGGUAUAUAUCAUUAAUUUCUAAGUCCGAAAAUGGAUUUAGCAACUAAGGAUUCUAGCUUAAUUGAUUAGAGUCAUGUGCUCAAUGAACUGAGGGGUGUUACAUUGCUUUUUGUGCUCUCAGGGUUCAUCAAUGUUCAGCUUAAGAGAUCAUUUGUGUCCAAACUGCUGACCAACCUGCUACUCAACGGUGUCCAACCUCCUCCCUUAGCGAGCAAGAAGAAGGUUGGCAAACGUCCUGCUUUUACAGACCCAACCGCUGCCCUUUUCCAUUUUUAAAUGUGCUUGAAUCUGAUAUGUCCCACGAAAACCAGUGGAUGAAUCUUCUGUGGAUGUGUGUGUGUUUUCUAGGUGGUUGUGGACUUCUCAUCUCCAAACAUCGCCAAGGAGAUGCACGUAGGUCACCUGCGCUCCACAAUCAUCGGGGACAGCAUGUGUCGUCUCUUUGAGUUCCUGGGCUACAACGUCUUGAGGUUAGUACAUCAGUCAAAAUAUGACAAACAUACACAGUUAGUUUCUUUUUGAAGUGUACUGGUAUCACUUUAUUUUAUGGUACAGAAAUGACCAGGUGUUUACUUAAAGUACAUGGUAAAAUAGGAAUGAAACAGUACCUAAACAAUAACCUAUGAAUGUACAGUUGAAGUCGGAAGUUUACGUACACCUUAGCCAAAUACAUUUAAACUCUGUUUUUCACAAUUCCUGACAUUUAAUCCUAGUAAACAUUCGCUGUCUUAGGUCAGUUAGGAUCACCACUUUAUUUUAAGAAUGUGAAAUGUCAGAAUAAUAGUAGAGAGAAUUAUUUCUUUCAGCUUUUAUUUCUUUCAUCACAUUCCCAGUGGGUCUGAAGUUUACAUACACUCAAUUAGUAUUUGGUAGUAUUGCCUUUAAAUUGUUUAACUUCGGACAAACUUUUCUGGUAGCCUUCCACAAGCUUCCCACAAUAAAGUUGGGUGAAUUUUGGCCCAUUCCUCCUGACAGAGCUGGUGUAACUGAGUCAGGUUUGUAGGCCUCCUUGCUCGCACACGCUUUUUCAGUUCUGCCCACACAUUUUCUAUAGGAUUGAGGUCAGGGCUUUGUGAUGGCCACUCCAAUACCUUGACUUUGUUGUCCUUAAGCCAUUUUGCCACAACUUUGGAAGUAUGCUUGGGGUCAUUGUCCAUUUGGAAGACCCAUUUGCGACCAAGCUUUAACUUCCUGACUGAUGUCUUGAUGUUGCUUCAAUAUAUCCACAUCAUUUUACUUCCUCAUGAUGCCAUCUAUUUUGUGAAGUGCACCAGUCCCUCCUGCAGCAAAGCACCCCCACAGCAUGAUGCUGCCAUCCCUGUGCUUCACGGUUGGGAUGGUGUUCUUCGGCUUGCAAGCAACCCCCUUUUUCCUCCAAACAUAACAAUGGUCAUUAUGGCCAAACAGUUCUAUUUUUGUUUCAUCAGACCAGAGGACAUUUCUCCAAAAAGUACGAUCUUUGUCCCCAUGUGCAGUUGCAAACCGUAGUCUGGCUUUUUUAUGGUGGUUUUGGAGCAGUGUCUUCUUCCUUGCUGAGUGGCCUUUCAGGUUAUGUCGAUAUAGGACUCGUUUUACUGUGCAUAUAGAUACUUUUGUACCUGUUUCCUCCAGCAUCUUCACAAGGUCCUUUGCUGUUGUUCUGGGAUUGAUUUGCACUUUUCGCACCAAAGUACGUUCAUAUCUAGGAGACAGAACGCAUCUCCUUCCUGAGCGGUAUGAUGGCUGCGUGGUCCCAUGGUGUUUAUACUUGCGUACUAUUGUUUGUACAGAUGAACAUGGUACCUUCAGGCGUUUGGAAAUUGCUCCCAAGGAUGAACCAGACUUGUGGAGGUCUACAAUAAUUUUUUUCUGAGGUCUUGGCUGAUUUCUUUUGAUUUUCCCAUGAUGUCAAGCAAAGAGGCACUGAGUUUGAAGGUAGGCCUUGAAAUACAUCCACAGGUACACCUCUAAUUGACUCAAAUUAUGUAAAUUAGCCUAUCAGAAGCUUCUAAAGCCAUGACAUCAUUUUCUGGAAUUUUCCAAUCUAUUUAUAGGCACAGUCAACUUAGUGUAUGUAAACUUCUGACCCACUGGAAUUGUGAUACAGUGAAUUAUAAGUGAAAUAAUCUGUCUGUAAACAAUUGUUGGAAAAAGUACUUGUGUCAUGCACAAAGUAGAUGUCCUAACCAACUUGCCAAAACUAUAGUUUGUUACCAAGAAAUGUGUGGAGUGGUUGAAAAACAAGUUUUAAUGACUCCAACCUAAGUGUAUGUAAACUUACGACUUCAACUGUGUGUAGUUUUUGUGGUACAUUAUUAAACAGCUGUAGCAAAUGCCAGUCACUAAUAUACCAUGACUAAGCCAAAUUAAUACCAACCGAGCCAGAGCCACCCCCACAUUGCACCGUAUGCUAGUUUAUUUAUGUGACACCCUGCUCUGCAGUAUAUCCUUUUGUGUGUGUGUGUGUGUGUUUUGGUUUACCAUGUCAUCACUGUGCAUUUAUUUGUGUUGUGUGCCCCAGGCUGAAUCACAUAGGGGACUGGGGCACACAGUUUGGGAUGCUCAUCGCUCACCUGCAAGACAAGUUCCCAAACUACCUUACCGUGUCCCCUCCUAUCGGAGACCUGCAGGCCUUCUACAAAGUGAGUCCACCCAAAACAUCUGCUUUUUCUAUAAAGUUGACCACUAGAUGGAGGUGGUGGGUUAAAAAAAAGACAAGAAAAAGGGUUUGGCAUCAGAAAUGGCAUGUCCUUUCCUCUGGCCAACUUUUGAGUUGUGUAGACUAUCCUAGGCAUACAAUACAUUCUGUUCCUCACUAGCCGUCAUCAGAUAUGUUACCUAUUGUCUCCCCUGCUGAUAUGAGUGAUUCCUCCCUCCCUGUCUGUCUGUCUGUCUGUCUGUCUGUCUGUCUGUCUGUCUGUCUGUCUGUCUGUCUGUCUGUCUGUCUGUCUGUCUGUCUGUCUCUGUCUGUCUCUGUCUGUCUCUGUCUGUCUGUCUCUGUCUGUGUGUACCAGGAGUCUAAGAAGCGUUUUGAUGAGGAGGAGGACUUUAAGAAGAGGGCCUACCAGUGUGUGGUCAAGCUGCAGAGCAAAGACCCAGCCUUCAUCAAAGGAUGGAACCUCAUCUGUGACGUUUCCAGGAAUGGUGGGUGGGAUGAAUGGAUAGAUGAAGGGAUGAUGAAAGUUAAACAAUUCUAAUAAAGUAUUUGAUCUAGGGGUAGUUAGACCUUAUGCCAAGUACUGUGAAGAGUCAAAGAUAACUAGGGCCCUAAAGAUAACAUUAUUUAGCAGAAGUAAAUUCACAAAAAUUAAGAUAUAGGCUACAGUAGUUCAGGUUUGAAUGAAAGGUCACAAUCGGACACCCAGAUAAAGUUGUGGCAUUGGGCAUAUUGGAGUUUGAGAUGUUCAUCAGCACCAUGGAGUUUUUAAAAUCUUCAAAAUGGAAUGUUCACAUGGGGUGAUGAGGUUCUUGCCACUAGUUUUCAGGGUGACUGCUCUAUUGUCAGUUCUGUUUAAUUGGACUUUGUGUGUGUGUGUGAUAAAGGUCAUGGCAAGCCUGAGGCGUCGGAGCUCUGACAGGUCACAGCUCUCCAUACUGUGUGCGAUCUCUGGGAGGAUUUAAACCUUGACGUGACAGACAGGGAGAGACAGGAGGAGGAGGAGGAGGAGGGAGGGAGAGCGAGAGAGAGAGACAAUGUUCCCAAUGCCUUUAUCAGCCAGCAGUGCCCACGGAGACACAGCUGAGGAAGGGCAAUUAGGUUGCUCCAUCCUUUUAUCUAUUUUUUCCCUUGAUCGAGUGACUUCACUUUCUCAAGUCUCAUCCAAAGACAUGCAAUGUGUUUAGUGUUGAUUUCCCCCUGAUGUUGCUACUGUACUCUAACAGAGAUUUACCCACCAACUCUUGUCUUUGUCUCUCGUAGAAUUCCAGAAGAUCUACAACUGUCUGGACAUUCAGAUCAUCGAGAGAGGAGAGUCCUUCUACCAGGAGAAGAUGACCGCCGUGGUCAAAGAGUUUGAGGCCAAAGGUCAUUCAGUUUAAAUCAAUCAAAACAAAGAUAGCUUUACGUUGUCAUUCAGUUGAUAUUCAGCUUAUUCAUAUUGAGCUAGAAGGACAUCAUGUACUCUUCGCCUCAGGUUGGUUGCUGUACUGUGCAGUUUGCUGUAGUUGGCCUAUGUGACCAGAAGGGGGCACUGUUGUCUCAGCAAUACUCCCAGUCAUUUUCUCCUCUUUCUCGCUCGCUCAAUCACUCACUCUCUUUCACUCCCUCCCUCCAGGCCUGGUGGAGAUGGACGAGGGUCGUAAGAUAGUGUUUGCCCCGGGCCAGCAGAUCCCCCUGACAGUGGUGAAGUCUGACGGUGGCUACACCUACGACACAUCAGACCUGGCCGCCCUGCGCCACCGUAUCUUUGACGAGAAGGCAGACAUCAUCAUUUACGUGACGGACAGCGGCCAGGUGAGAAGGGUGUGGAGGGAGGCCUGAGUGCCAGUCUGUUUGUGCUAUCAUGCCUACUCAUUGUCAUGCCAUACAUGUUUGGCUUUGACAAUGACAGCAUUAGGGACCAACAGAUCUGGGACCAUGCUACCUCUGUUGUGCCUCUGAGGUCCUGGCUUUGACACCAAUGGUGUCACCUGCUGAAAAUGUAAUCCACUUGGGGUCAGCCGUCUGUGUCUUGGUUUCUCUGUGAGAAGAAAGACGCUGUCAGAGACAGCCGUGAGUAGGGGACUCCAGAGUACUGCUCACUCACUGUAGUUCAACACCACAAGCAUUGGCUUGUCUGAGUGUUCACCGUAAUUUUUAUGCUGCAGAAGUUUCUACUGGAAUGGAUCAUACAUGCAAAAUCAUGAGGCUUACUUGCAAUGUUUUGCAACCGUCACUAUUAGCCUGUCAAACUCUGUCUAAACAUUUAACUGGUGUCCAAUACUCGUUUUAUUUUUAUUAAUUUUUUUGGCUGUAGUUUAUUAUGCGUAUGUCUGUUUUUUUCACAACAGGGCACCCACUUCCAGCUAGUGUUUGCAGCGGCUCAGAUGAUUGGCUGGUACGACCCCAAUGUGACACGAGUGGAGCACGCUGGUUUCGGAGUGGUGCUGGGAGAGGACAAGUGAGUAUCUACAAAUUACUGAAGUUCGUUUUUCCAGGGUCCUAUUCGCUAGGGCACACAACAACAAAACAGUUUUAAAACAGUUUGCAACAGAAAAUGAAAAUGAGUGCUUCUUAUUGGACAAGUCCAGGGUGCACCUCCUGUUUCAGUACGUUUUCUUCCAUUUGGUGCCUAAUGAAUGCGACCCAGAUUGGCAUACUCCAACAAUCACAGACACAUGCCUAAUUUAGUGUUCAUAGCUCAGUAUACUGUACUGGGCCGUCCAAGAGAACACCCACCCGCUUGUGGCCUCAUCAGCCUAUUGAAUUAGCACACUUAGCUUUUAUUUGUCCAUUCAUUUGCUCUAUUGGCCCAUUGGUCGCGCAUCAUCUUGUUGUGUAUGGCUACUAGGAGUCUCGUUAACCAGCAGAUAAUAUCACCUAGUGCAUUAAUAAAACAUCAAACACAGGCAGAGAAUGGGUUGUUGGUCGUAAGAGGCUGUAGGGGAGGUGAGAGGAGCAAACUAAGUGGUGGUUAGCGCCUAGUACUUCACUAUAGGCUGGGAGGGAGCUGAAGCACUGUUGAACGCUGUUCACAGUCCAAUACGGGAAAGUGGAAAAGCACACAUCAUUUCUCAUGAUCACUAAUUUAACAUUAUUUCAUUAAUUGAACAUGAUUGGAUAGAGCCAUGUAAGUGGAACACUACUUAGUUGUCGCAGAUCCAGUUAUGUUAGAUUACUGGUGAAGGAAGGAAGGAUGUGUUUUUGAGAUGGAUUUUAACAGGGCCUGAGUGUUGUCUUUGUCUGUUUGUCCACAGAAAGAAGUUUAAGACUCGCUCCGGGGACACGGUGAGGCUGAUGGACCUGCUGGACGAAGGCCUGAAGAGGUCCAUGGACAAACUCAAGGAGAAGGACAGGGACAAGGUGAAGAAUGGAUGCUGCCUGUCUUUCCAACAAUACUACAUAGCCAUAAACUCUUCAACUCUUUGUCGAGGGCAAAUCAGGUGUGAUAGUUGAUAGUACUUGGCUGGGACGAAACUGCAGGGUAUCCACACGCACCCACCCAAACACUAACGGGAGAGUGUAGAACACGUCAUUACUACAGCCUGAACAGUCAUCUUACUAAUGAGUGUGAAACCAGCCUGGCUGUGUGAAGUCUUUACUGAAGCCCCACAGUGAGUCCAUUUGGAGUUUUAAACAGAGAACAAACAGCUACUGCUGUUGCAGAUUGUCUCCUGCGUUGAACACAGCACUGUGAACGAUGCCUCUCUCUAAUCUUUGUGUUCUAAAGGCUCGUUGGGAUACAGAAACGCAUGCUCCUUCCACCUGGCGUAGCUGUCUGCCUGCAAAUCGCAGUCCGCCUCUUUUUUUCUGAUCCUAUUACUUGUGUGUGUGUCUAUGAAGCAAGAAGAGGUCCUCUGAAGUGGGGUUUGGCUGAUGUGUUUCUGCUAAGCCUAUAAUUGUCAAGGAUAUCUAAAGUUACACACGCUGCAUUAAAUUAUGCGGAAAAGUUAGUGGGUGUAUAAUUGCGCUGCUCCCUAGGGCGUAAUCAAUUAAGCAAACGCCGGCUGAGGGAGCCAAUUCAGAUCUAUUCUGAGAUCUUUUUAUUUUGUUAGCGCAGUAAGCGUACUCCCCCAGCCCGUUUUUCUCCAGGCCCCUACGUAGCAUCGUUGGCACCACGGGGCUGGCCACGUGCCCAACCCUGCCACCUGUUUGUCCCAACCUCAUUCAAAUACACCCGCCCUGCACAAAACACUCAAGCACACAAAUCCUAUACAUACAAAUACUAACACAAUCCACACACAUCCCCACUCUCUCUAGGUACUUGUGAGCCUGUCCAUACCGAACAGGGUAUUUGACUCGACAUGAAUGUCAGAAUGACAGGUCAGACUUAUAGCAGUACAGUACAGUACUUCAACUUGUCCCAGAACUCUUGUGACACACACAAACAAGUUGUGACCCAUAUCAGAUGUCCAGUGACUGAACACAUGCCUGAUUGGCUGUAACUCUGAUCAUAUGAUGUCUUUCUGCCCCAGGUGCUGAGCACGGAGGAUCUGACCAAGGCCCAGCGCUCGGUGGCGUUCGGCUGCAUCAAGUACGCCGACCUAUCGCACAACCGCAUAAACGACUACGUGUUCUCCUUCGACAAGAUGCUGGACGACCGGGGCAACACGGCCGCCUACCUCCUCUACGCCUUCACCCGCAUCAGGUGAAGGACCCUUGCAGUCCCCUAGUGGUAUUGGCCCAGAGUGGCCACGCCCCCAGUCUCAGUCUCCAUUUAUCUGCACAUGGGUGGAGGGGGAAAAAGCAGUCUUGUUCAGGGUGGUCGAUGGUCACACACUAAGUCAAUAGAGCACUCACAGAUGGCGGUGGCUCCUGCUGUGGAGGGGAACUGGGGUUACACACGCUUGUUUGAGCAUUGGGUUUGAAACCCGGAAUGCUGCUCAUCUUGUAGAUCUGCGGUUGGAGAUAGCCAAAGAACACAAUGGCAUUGUUCUGGGAUCAUUUGAUUCACUGUCAGUCCCAGUCAGGAUCAGAUAUAGUCUCUUUUGAUAGCCGGCAUCAUGCUCCAACUAAUCUCGGUUACCCAGAAGUAAAAUUAUCUCGCGAAAGUCUGUAAUUUCGUAUUUUACUUCUGGGGGGAAAUACCAUUAACAAUUAUGAUUACCUUUGUGCAAAGGAAGGAAGCAAAGUCUCCUCCCUCGCAAAUUGAACUCCCUUCCGCUAAUUUCACCCAUGUUUAUCGUGGCCAAAAAGGACAUCUUUGUUUUCAUGAAUUUUUAUCAUCUAACCAAUUUUGACUUUGUGGCUCUGGAAUCUAGUGGAAACCGUUUAUUAUCUUCGCACGAGCUUGAAAAUCACUGCCCCAGUUUAAGCACCGCCUUCGCCGCAUCCUGAUUCGUCCAAAUAAUCAAUGAUUCAAACCCAAAACCAGGAACUACUGCUGCUCGUAAUCACAUAAUUCUAUGUGAGCCUUGACAGAUUUCAUCUGUCCACGAGAAACUGUCCACAAGAGAUUAUGCUCCAACCAACUGAACUAUCUGGACCUGCAGCAUCACCUGGGAUUUGUCAAUUGUAGUCCCACCUAACACAUAUUGCUAUAAUCAUGUGAUAACCUGCCUAGUUACAAUGUAAUCACAAUGUAGGUACGCUUUAUAAAAUAGAACUGGUCUGCCAUAUCCUACUCCAAUUCAUACCCCUUCCCCUCCUGUGUCUCUGUCUGCAGGUCCAUAGCCCGGCUGGCUAACAUCGACGAGGCAGCGCUCCGUAAAGCAGCAGAGACCACGGAGGUGCUCCUGGAGCACGACAAGGAGUGGAAGCUGGGCAAGUGUCUCUUGCGCUUCCCUGAGAUCCUCCAGAAGAUCCUGGAUGACCUGCUGCUCCACACGCUGUGUGACUACCUGUAUGAGCUGGCCACAACCUUCACAGAGUUCUACGACAGCUGCUACUGUAUUGAGAAAGACCGCCAGACAGGUAGGGCAGAGACACUGGGGUGAUGGAGACUGAGAAAGUUGUCCAUCUUUAUCUAACCGUCUAUUAGUUGGUCUGUCUGUCUCCAUUCAUCCAUACAUCCAUCCAUCCAAUGGUCCAUACUAAAUGCUGGUUCUACAUAUCCCUGUUAGGAGUACUCUUAAAAUCAGAGAUAUUUCUUGGCUUUGCCAUUCGGUAGUUGCUGUCAUGCACAGCCCCAGACUUCUGCUGGUCUCAAAUAAUCCUAAAUUGCCCAUUGGGAGGGACACUCACAAACAACUCCAGUCAGAGGUGUCAGAGAGCAAGUGACGUUGUUAGCCCAUCCACUCGCAUCUGUAAGCAUUUACCCUACGGUGGGCCGCUUCGCUAAUGCUAAGUCCUACUUACCUAGGGUUUAGCAUACCACAGAGUGUUAGCUUAACGUGCUGCUCCCGAGUUAGCGCCCAAGUUAGCCCUCCUUGCAACCAAAUUGAGUGUGAAUUAUAGGCCACAACAGCACAUAAACCCCCUAGAGUCGAUUGGCACACCGGUGCGUUAAUCUAAGUUACAUAACAAAAAAAAUCCAGAUCAAAAUCUGUUAGUUUAAGCUAGAGAUAUGUUAUUUUGCAUUGGCUGCAUCUCAAUCCACCGCAUCCUCCAGUGUCGCACUUCCGCGUCUGCGGUGAAAGGUGGCAGAGCUAGAGCGGUGUUUGUCAGACCAUGAGACAUCCCAAAAAUGGGUCUUCUCACGAAAACUGUAGCGUCCGAACGGUUUGACCUACAGACCAUUAUGACCACUCUAUGGAAAGGGGAGACUCACUAUGGUGUUCUCACGACCCCCCCAAGUGUCACAGCACUCGUCUGAAGGUAACCGGUUCCGGAUUAAAUAUGUGUAUAAAAAAAUAUAUUUAUAUAUUUUAUAUAUCCUAGAUUUAGGACAGACACUUCAAAACCUUGUUUCUUAUGAUUUAUUCUUUGACUGUACCUUUUGCCAUUUAUGAAUGUGUUAUUCAAUGCGUUUCUAUGGGCUUUAGUAGUAAAGGCCAACAUCAAUAUUUUAUCAAAACAUUUUUGUAUAUUUUUUUUAUUCCUAAAGGGGUCCUAAAAUUCAAAAUCAAAUAGCUAAAUGAUCCAUAGUAUGACCAUCUUAAAACAAUUCCAUAUGUCAGUUUAGCACCUCCCCUCCCCCAACGUCUUAGACUCUAAAGAAUUACAUUCUGAAUGUCAGCCUGUUUUCCACCCAUAGUAACAAUGAAGGCCAAUUUGAGUUUUAGCCAUACAAAUGCUAGUCUACAGACCAAUGCAAGUCUUUCAUGACUAGUCUAUGGGUGUUUCUCAAUAACACCCUAUCUUUGCUUUUGUCAUCCUUUGCUAAAUUGGUUUUAAAGGAGCCAACUGGGAUAUAUAUCAUUGGAUGACAAUGGCGUGGACAUUACCAAGUGCUUGAAUUACUCUAAUACGACGUUAACAGAUGAUUUGUUAGUGUAAAUGAAUGGGAAAUGGUAUUGUUUGUCAAUUACAUUAAUGUCUUAUAAUGACCCGUCUGUUUAAUUUGCCCUCUCUCUCUGGCUUAAUUUCUAUUGGAUCUCCUCACCGUGUAGCAAUCUGCCCCUUGGAUCGUUGAAUCGUGAACAUUGAUUUUGUGACUGCUCUGUUAUUGGGACGUGAUUUUGUGUAAUUUGAUUGGAUUGAAAUUACCUCCGAUCUAUGUGUUGACCCAUCUCUCUGUCUCUGUCUCUCGCUGUCCUGUCUCUCUCUCGACAGGUGAGGUGGUAAAAGUAAACAUGUGGAGGAUGCUCCUGUGUGACGCCACUGCUGCCAUCAUGGCCAAAGGCUUUGACAUCCUGGGCAUCAACCCCAUCUCCAGGAUGUGACAUCAUCACCACGCCCUCGUCCCAUCUCCUCGGGCAACAGAAAAAAAUAGCCUCUUCAACCCAUUAACGUCACCUGGGAUUUUACUGUAUACCAAAUAAAAUAAAAAUUACUGCUUGUAAAAAAGGAUCUGGCACCCUGCUCAUCAUUCUCCAUAUAAAUGUCAGAAUACCUACCAAGAGAUUGAGGAAUGGCUGGAGUGGCUGCCAAAACAGCAAUACUGAUUUGGGCUACAGCUCAAUAAUUGCACAGGGGAUUUGAGAUCUAUGUGUUAGACAUUGACCUUUGUUUAUUGCAGUAAAUCUGGGCUGAUCCUGACCCGGCCAAAUAAUACACUAUUUCAGAUGAAAGACGAGAAACAACCGGCACACUGUCGAUCGCGAAGGAAGGAAGCACACAGUGCCUUGCAAAAGUAUUCAUCCCCCUUCGCGUUUUUCCUAUUUUGUUGCAUUACAACCUGUAAUUUAAAUGGAUUUUUAUUUGGAUUUCAUGUAAUGGACCAUACACAAAAUAGUCCAAAUUUGUGAAGUGAAAUGAAAAAAAUAACUUGUUUCAAAAAAAAUAAUAACGGAAAAGUGGUGCGUGCAUAUGUAUUCACCCCCUUUGCUAUGAAGCCCCUAAAUAAGAUCUGGUGCAACCAAUUACCUUCAGAAGUCACAUAAUUAGUUAAAUAAAGUCCACCUGUGUGCAAUCUAAGUGUCACAUGAUCUGUCACAUGAUCUCAGUACAUAUACACCUGUUCUGAAAGGCCCCAGAGUCUGCAACACCACUAAGCAAGGUGCACCACCAAGCAAGCGGCACCAUGAAGACCAAAGAGCUCUCCAAAAGGUCAGGGACAAAGUUGUGGAGAAGUACAGAUCAGGGAUAGGUUAUAAAAAAAAUAUCAGAAACUUUGAACAUCCUACGGAGCACCAUUCAAUCCAUUAUUAAAAAAUUGAAAUAAAAAAAUAAGGCACCACAACAAACCUGCCAAGAGAGGGCCGCCCACCAAAACUCACAGACCAGGCAAGGAGGGCAUUAAUCAGAGAGGCAACAAAGAGACCAAUGAUAACCCUGAAGGAGCUGCAAAGCUCCACAGCGGAGAUUGGAGUAUCUGUCCAUAGGACCACUUUAAGCCGUACACUCCACAGAGCUGGGCUUUACGGAAGAGUGGCCAGAAAAAAAGCCAUUGCUUGAAGAAAAAAAAUAAGCAAACACGUUUGGUGUUUGCCAAAAUGCAUGUGGGAGACUCCCCAAACAUAUGGAAGAAGAUACUCUGGUCAGAUGAGACUAAAAUUGAGCUUUUUGGCCAUCAAGGAAAACGCUAUGUCUGGCGCAAACACAACACCUCUCAUCACCCCGAGAACACCAUCCCCACAGUGAAGCAUGGUGGUGGCAGCAUCAUGCUGUGGGGAUGUUUUUCUUCUGCAGGGACUGGGAAACUGGUCAGAAUUGAAGGCGCUAAAUACAGGGAAUACAGGUUCACCUCCCAGCAGGACAAUGACCCUAAGCAUACUGCUAAAGCAACACUUGAGUGGUUUAAGGGGAAACAUUUACAUUUCUUGGAAUGGCCUAGUCAAAGCCCAGAACUCAAUCCAAUUGAGAAUCUGUGGUAUGACUUAAAGAUUGCUGUACACCAGUGGAACCCAUCCAACUUGAAGGAGCUGGAGCAGUUUUGCCUUGAAGAAUGGGCAAAAAUCCCAGUGACUUGAUGUGCUAAGCUUAUAGAGACAUUCAUUUACAUUACAUUACAUUUUAGUCAUUUAGCAGACGCUCUUAUCCAGAGCGACUUACAGGAGCAAUUAGGGUUAAGUGCCUUGCUCAAGGGCACAUUAACGUCAUUUAGCAGACGCUCUUAGCCAGAGCAACUCACAAAUUGGUGCGUUCACCCUAUAGCCAGUGGGAUAACCACUUUACAAUUUGGGGGGGGGGGGGUUAGAAGGAAUACUUUAUCCUAUCCCAGGUAUUCCUUAAAGAGGUGGGGUUUCAAAUGUCUCCGGAAGGUGGUGAGUGACUCCGCUGUCCUGGCGUCGUGAGGGAGCUUGUUCCACCAUUGGGGUGCCAGAGCAGCGAACAGUUUUGACUGGGCUGAGCGGGAGCUAUGCUUCCGCAGAGGAAGGGGAGCCAGCAGGCCAGAGGUGGAUGAACGCAAUGCCCUCGUUUGGGUGUAGGGACUGAUCAGAGCCUGAAGGUACAGAGGUGCCGUUCCCCUCACUGCUCCAUAGGCAAGCACCAUGGUCUUGUAGCGGAUGCGAGCUUCAACUGGAAGCCAGUGGAGUGUGCGGAGGAGGGGGGUGACGUGAGAGAACUUGGGAAGGUUGAACACCAGACGGGCUGCGGCAUUCUGGAUGAGUUGUAGGGGUUUAAUGGCACAGGCAGGGAGGCCAGCCAACAGCGAGUUGCAGUAGUCCAGACGGGAGAUGACAAGUGCCUGGACUAGGACCUGCGCCGCUUCCUGUGUAAGGCAGGGUCGCACUCUCCGAAUGUUGUAGAGCACAUUCCCCAAGAGACUUGCAGCUGUAAUUGCUGCAAAAGGUGGCUCUACAAAGUAUUGACUUUGGGGGGGGGGGGGGGGUGAAUAGUUAUGCAUGCUCAAGUUCUGUUUUUUUGUCUUAUUUCUUGUUUGUUUCACAGUAAUACAUAUUUUGCAUCUUCAAAGUGGUAGGCAUGUUGUGUAAAUCAUAUGAUACAAACCCCCCAAAAAUCCCUUUUUAAUUCCAGGUUGUAAGGCAACAAAACAGGAAAAAUGCCAAGGGGGGUGAAUACUUUCGCAAGCCACUGUAAGUAGCUAAACAUGUAUCCUUCCUUUCUUGCAAAGGGUGACGCUUAAAUAGAGCAUAUUAUUUUUGCUAUUUGAGCCUCAGAUUUGGGGCCUUUUGAAGUCGACAGUGGGAAGGUUUUCUGUCAUCUUAGUCCAGCUACCCCAUCUGUCAUCUGACUUAGUCUACAUAUUUGAAACCCAUGCACCUGUGAUAUUGGUCACUUUGAGCACAGAGAGCCAAGACUGCAGAAUACUUUCCUGUCCUGAAAAAGAUGGUGAAUCAAU
Molecule: messenger RNA, 19716 nt
Organism: Coregonus sp. 'balchen'
Lineage: Eukaryota; Metazoa; Chordata; Actinopteri; Salmoniformes; Salmonidae
Source: the annotation of a GenBank genome assembly